CGCCCCCUAGCAGGAGUUCCGGCCUGCAUGCGUCCACCCAGGAGCGGCAGCGACUCGAUUGAUGGGUACGAUCGAGCACUCCACUCUCGACCCACAGCUCCUCAUCCAUCAGCAUCACGCCGCCUGGUUGCUGAGUCUUUCUUGGAUCACGCUCUCAGCUGUGUCAAAGCGGCAAAGCGCCCCGCUCACUUCUACCAGCAUCCUCCAACGAGUAACAACAGUUGCGCAUCAUGUCGGACCCUCGCAUCUCGGCCCGAGAGGCCUUUGAAAUCAACGCUGCUGCUGCCGUCAAGGAGUACAACGUCGACCCUCGUUUGGAUUACAGGACGGUCUCCGCCAUCAAUGGACCUCUGGUUGUUCUCGAUAACGUCAAGUUUCCUUCCUACAAUGAGAUCGUCUCCCUCACCCUGCCCGACGGCUCUCGCCGAGGCGGUCAAGUCCUGGAAGUCAGCGGCAGCAAAGCCAUUGUGCAAGUCUUUGAAGGCACUUCCGGCAUCGAUGUUCGCGACACGCAUAUCGAAUUCACAGGCUCCAGCAUGAAGCUGCCAGUCUCGGAGGACAUGCUGGGUCGUAUUUUCAAUGGAUCUGGUAACCCUGUAGACAAGGGACCCAAGGUGUUUGCGGAAGAUUAUCUCGACAUCAAUGGCUCUCCCAUCAACCCGUACUCCCGCGUGUACCCCGAGGAGAUGAUUCAGACGGGUAUCAGUACGAUCGAUGUCAUGAACAGCAUUGCUCGUGGACAAAAGAUUCCGAUCUUUAGCGCUUCAGGUCUGCCGCACAACCAAAUCGCUGCCCAAAUCUGCAGGCAGGCAGGUUUGGUUCGCAAGCCAGGAUCUGCUUCGGACGGCGCGGCUGCUCCCAGCAAAGGCAUUCACGACGAUCACGAAGACAACUUCAGCAUCGUCUUUGCUGCUAUGGGUGUCAACAUGGAGACUGCUCGAUUCUUCAAGCAAGACUUUGAGGAGAAUGGAUCGCUUGACCGUGUCACCUUGUUCCUCAACUUGGCCAACGACCCGACCAUCGAGCGUAUCAUCACACCGCGAUUGGCACUCACCACCGCAGAGUACUACGCUUAUCAGCUUGAGAAGCACGUGCUGGUCGUGUUGACGGAUAUGACUUCGUACGCCGACGCGCUUCGUGAGGUAUCCGCAGCUCGUGAAGAAGUGCCGGGUCGUCGUGGUUACCCGGGUUACAUGUACACGGACUUGUCCACAAUCUACGAGCGUGCUGGUCGCGUCGCCGGCAGGAAUGGGUCCAUUACCCAAAUUCCCAUCUUGACCAUGCCCAACGAUGACAUUACUCACCCAAUUCCUGACUUGACGGGAUACAUUACCGAGGGCCAGAUCUACGUCGAUCGCGGUCUCAACAACAGACAGAUCUACCCUCCCAUCAACGUCUUGCCUUCUCUUUCGCGAUUGAUGAAGUCUGCUAUCGGCGCCAAGCACACUCGUGAGGACCAUGGUGACGUUUCGAACCAGCUGUACGCAGGUUAUGCGGUUGGUCGCGACGCGGCCUCGAUGAAGGCCGUUGUUGGUGAAGAAGCCCUAUCUCAAGAGGACAAGCUUUCGCUCGAGUUCAUGCAGCGCUUUGAGCAAGAAUUCGUUCAGCAAGGAGAGUACGAGGCGAGGACCAUCUACGACAGUUUGGAUAUUGGGUGGGAUCUGCUGCGCAUCUUCCCUAGGCAAUCUCUCAAUCGUAUCAAUCCCAAGAUCAUUCAGGCCUACUACUCGCGCCGCACAGGCAAAAAGAAGGAGCAAGAAUCUGCAGCUGCAGCAGAUGAGUCCAAGAAAGCCCAGAACAAGGGCACGAGGGACACUGGCGAUGCCAAGCUCGUGGAUGAUGAGUAAGUCAUCGUCUCUACAUUCAGAGCACGCACAUGACCCCUCUGCUUGUACAUACGAACGUCCGCGUACGAGCGCAAUAGCCGAUCUUCCGUCUGCCGAGUGACCUAUCUGGUCAGCUGCCGUUUCGUUCGUGGUAUUCAGAUGCUAUGUGCUUCACUUCGAGCAUCUCGGAUCCCGUCUGCGCAUGCUCAGACACCUUGGCACGACAAUUGAUACCGC
Molecule: messenger RNA, 2063 nt
Organism: Ceraceosorus guamensis
Lineage: Eukaryota; Fungi; Basidiomycota; Exobasidiomycetes; Ceraceosorales; Ceraceosoraceae
Product: putative VMA2-H+-ATPase V1 domain 60 kd subunit, vacuolar
Exons: 7
Coding region: 231-1847 (538 amino acids)
Biological process (GO): proton transmembrane transport; ATP metabolic process
Cellular component (GO): proton-transporting V-type ATPase, V1 domain
Molecular function (GO): ATP binding; proton-transporting ATPase activity, rotational mechanism
Source: RefSeq, a predicted model, not a curated record